GCUCUAGAUGCAGCUCUCAUCGUCUCGCUUGGACCACUCAAAAGCUACCCUGCAUCGCCUGCGUCUAGUCUCCAAUCCUCACUGUCCCUGGUGCUGGAACAUACAGGAGACGAUAGAACAUUUCCUGGUGCAGUGGCCACACCGUGCUUCGCUACGCAGCCCUGCUUAGCCCUGGGGAUCGUCACUGACAGUGUUGCCCUGUACAUCCUACUGGCGGUGGCAGCGUUCAUCCCUCACAACAGUCUGCAGUGGUCUUCCUUAACGAGACGGGACAGCUGACACGCCUGUGGUCGCAUCAUAGGACGUCACCAGGGCUCAUGCAUCACAUUCUCACGGCCCUGAAGAAAGAAGAUAUAUUCAUCAAAGGCAAAUUUUGAGUGGCAAGAACACAUUGCAAGGCUGCAGCAGAUGAAAGCAGGACUACUUGCUGUCCCUUAUUCAAUCAACUGAGACGUUACUGCUGCCGAACUCAUCAUGGGCAAGAAAAGAGACCGAGAGUACAAGGAGUCUGGUGACCGUGGAGACCCACAUGCUGGUGAUGCAGUGAUGGAGACUGUCAAGAAGCCAAAGAAACACAAACACAAAAAAUCUUCCAAGAAAGAAGAAGUUGAGCGGAUCAUUAAUGUGGAGGAUGUGGAAGACAUGGAUAUUUCUGUAGAUGAUGUGGAAGACUCCCCUUCACAGACUCUGAAACUGAAGAUCAAAAUUUCAGACUCAUCACCUGACAAAAUGAAUACACCCAAAGGAGUCAAGGUGAAGACUGAAAAAAGCAAAAGUUCCAGCAGCAGUAAGAAGAGCAGCAAGAAGAAGGAUGGCAAGGGAGAGGAUGACACAGACAGUGAAGAGGAGCGUUGGCUGGAUGCCAUUGAGUCUGGCAAGCUGGAGGAAGUUGAUGAUGAGCUAAAAAGAAUGAAGAACCCCAGGCUGAUGACAGCACGGCAGAGGGCCAUGAUGGAGAAGGAGAAGAAGAGUGACGGCACAGACGACACCUUCCCGGUCAUACCAGCAGAGCCUCUUCUUUCCCUUCCCUCAGGCUUUAAGGAGAAAGUUGUCACAAAGGAAAUGCUGGCCAAGAAAGCAAUUAAGACCCAGAAGAGGAGGGAGCAGGCUCAAGAGAAGAGAGAAGAAGAUAAGAAAAAAACAGUUGAUCGUCUCCUCAAGAAACAAGACUCAAAGGUGGCAAAAAUCAGUCGGAUGAGGUCUUCCAAGAAAGCUAUUCCCAUGUUUUCCUACGUCAACAACCGAGACGGGGUGGGCCUCUCAGUGCCCACCUCUUACAGUUUCCCCAUGGAGGUGCAGACUAAGAGGCAAACCCCUGUGGCAAGGCUGUGUGGGGCGCCAGGCUGCCACAACCCUCGGAAGUACAGCUGCUCCAAGACUGGCGUGUCCCUCUGCAGCUUGCAAUGCUUCAAGGCCAACCUGGCUUCCCACAAGAUGUUGGUGGAGGCAGUUUAGCAGUACAGUUUCUCAUUUCUGCCAUUAUUUUCACUAUCUUCAUAAUCAUCAUCAUUGUUAUCAUCAUCACCACAACCAUCAUUACAUCAUUGUCAUUGUCACACCUUAUCAUGGUCGUUGUACCUGUGUCCCUGCAGUGGCCAGGAAGCAAAGGAGACUCACAUGUGGCAUCAGUCUGACUGUAGGGAAGUGGUGAAAGAAGAUAAAGAAGUGCCCUGGUAGCAAAGGAUUCAGAUGACAAGAAAGAAAACAAGGGAGGCUCAUUUGCUCCACCCAUCUGAGACAGUUGUGUUAUUAUGAGUCAGUGGUGAUUUAUUCUCUUAAAUUAUCUAAACAUCAUUUUUUAAAGUAAAUAUUGAAUGAAAGAUUUAUUUGUCAGAGAUCAUUUUUAUGAUUUUUUUCACUAUCAUUUUAUUUAACACUGAGCUCAUAUAUUUAACACUGAUCCCACAUUAUUUAACACUGAUCCCACAUUAUUUAACACAGGCCACAUUAUUUAACACUGAGCUCAUAUUUUUUAACACUGAAUCUACAUUAUUUAACACUGAUUCCACAUUAUUUAAGACUGAGCUCACAUUAUUUAACACUGAGCUCACACAUUACAGAUAAAGUUGUCAGUAGGAAAGGCAUCAUUAUCUUACCUCAGUGUUUUCUGUCUUGGAUGUAUAUAAUUUUUGCCUAGUGACUUGUAAAACUAGAUGCUUUUUUGUAUUGAUAGUUAUUGGGAUCUGUGUAAAAAGUGAAUUUUGUAGUAUUGUUUAGCUUGUUUGGUUUUUAGGCAGCACCUGGAAAUUUGAGGUGUCUUUUAAAAGCUGAAGGAUGCAAGUCGCACACCCCACCACUCCACUUGUAAGGGAGCCAGAGUAAAGAAGGCCAGGUUAUCACUGGGUGUGAAUCCAGUAAUUUAACUUUUCUCUUUAGAUUUAUUUCCCAAAUGUGCCCUUUCUUAAAACUUGUAUUUAUUUGGAUCUUGUGUGUCCAUUUUGGAAAUACAGUGUGAUAUAUACUGCA
Messenger RNA from Scylla paramamosain (green mud crab), 2466 nucleotides. Its product is annotated as INO80 complex subunit B-like. The coding region runs from base 475 to 1455 and encodes 326 amino acids. Gene Ontology annotation, cellular component: Ino80 complex. Gene Ontology annotation, biological process: chromatin remodeling. NCBI's taxonomy places the organism in Eukaryota, Metazoa, Arthropoda, Malacostraca, Decapoda, Portunidae. The transcript has 8 exons. The record is from RefSeq and is a predicted model, not a curated record.